This is a messenger RNA of Phlebotomus papatasi, 3123 nucleotides long. RefSeq names its product probable G-protein coupled receptor Mth-like 1 (gene mthl1). The transcript is spliced from 8 exons. The coding region runs from base 332 to 2095 and encodes 587 amino acids. Gene Ontology annotation, biological process: G protein-coupled receptor signaling pathway; cell surface receptor signaling pathway. Gene Ontology annotation, cellular component: membrane. The record is from RefSeq and is a predicted model, not a curated record. Gene Ontology annotation, molecular function: G protein-coupled receptor activity. Lineage: Eukaryota; Metazoa; Arthropoda; Insecta; Diptera; Psychodidae.
AGUAUUUCUUUGGCUCUCGCGGUAGGCGGAUGUUCGCGCUCAAUGUCUUGCAUUUUAAACGAAAUUCCUCAGAUUUCUUGUUGCUAUUUAGUGGUAAUCUUGUGCAUUUACCUGUGUUCUAUCCUGGAAGUUCUGUAGAGCGUCGAGACGUGGUUUAUUGUGUAGAGGAAAUAGGAGGAGAAGGAAGUUCAGUGGACUUGGUGAAAAUGAGCUGGAAGAAUGGAAAGUGACGAGUCCCGUUAAACAGCUUCUUCAUUUUGUGUUGUGUUGUGUUUGUGUUGGCUGCAGAAAAUCUCAAAAAGGGCCCAACACACGGUGAAUAAGAAAAAAAAUGCACCUGCUUGGGCUUGUUCUGCUGACACUGGUGGCCGUGGAGGGGGGAAGACCACCGCCACCGGUUAAUGUCCGGAAGUGUUGUCGCCUUGGGGAGCACCUGGAGAAGACACAGAAAUGUGCCGCUGGAGCUUCCCUCAAGUGGGUGCCAAUGGUAUGGCUACUGGGCAGAAAGGAGCACUAUCAGCCCGUUGGGGAAGCUCCCAGACACUUUAGGAUCAUCGAAAAUGCCCCACCAGAAACGUGUUCAGAGCCCGAAUUCAUCCAUGGUGAAAAUAAACUUGUGAUCUUCUCCAAUGGCUCACUCUUCCUCCACGAACUCAGCCUCGUGGUGCCCGUGGAGGCUUUCUGUGUUGAGAGGGAUUCUGCCCUCGCCUGCCUUCCUGACCACUAUCGUUCUAUCCACCACAAUGAACCCUACCUAUCCCAUCCACCUGUUUCUGCGCACAAAUGCUGUGGUCCCACCGGUGCCUGGAGUCAUCGCAAUAGCACCUGUGUUUUCCUGGACAAUCCCACUCUCAUCCACACCUUUCCCUUUUUCAAUUCCUCCCGCGUGGAACUCCGAUAUGGCUUUCCUGAGUGCAAAAAUCACAAUUUUGCCAUUGCCGACAAAUUCCACAUGGAAAAUUUCAUCGAGGACACUGGAGAACUCAUCCUGGACUCCGGCAAACAAUUUCACGCCAGUGAAUUUUGCCUGGAACACACAAUGGAUGAGAUCAACUCUUACAUCAGCGUCUUUACCUGCUCAGAACACUUCAGUCAGCCCAAAACGGCUCCAGCACCAAAUAAUGAUAUAAGAUUCGCGCUAUAUUCAGCGGGACUCUUCAUCUCGGUGGUGUUCCUGCUGGCGACUCUGAUGGCGAGUUUCCUGGUGCCAUCGAAUCACCAUGUCCUGCACUGGCGCUGCCAGACUCACUAUGUGGCCUGCCUGCUUGUUGGUGAUCUCCUCUUGGCAAUUACACAGAUUUCUGGAAAUUCAAUAAUUGGACCAGCUUGCACAAUCAUUGCCAUUUCGAUGCACUUCUUCUUCUUGGCAGCUUUCUUCUGGCUCAAUACAAUGUGCUUCAAUAUAUGGUGGACAUUUCGAGACUUCCGUCCCACGACUCUCGAGAGGAGCCAAGAACUGUGUCGAUUGCGUCUCUAUGAAGUUUAUGCAUGGGGUGUACCUCUACUUUUCUCCGGAGUUGCAGCAAUUCUUGACAAUUUGCCAGAUAGUACAGACGAGUCAUUUUUGAGACCACGAUUUGGCGAAGCAAGAUGCUGGUUCUAUGGUGACGUGGAGAUUUUGACAUACUUCUUCGGUCCAAUAGGUGUUUUACUUUUUGUGAAUAUCAUUCUUUUUGCAUCAACGGCUCGUCAAUUGACAUGUGGACUAUGGAAGAGAGAUGAUGUUAAAUCCACAACAGAACGAGCUGCUCUGGGGCGAGUUUGCCUGAAAUUGGUGGUGGUCAUGGGAGUGACAUGGAUAGCGGAUGUGAUUUCGUGGGCUGUCGGGGGUCCCAAUUACCUCUGGUACGUGACAGACUUCAUUAAUGCCCUCCAAGGUGUCUUCAUCUUCAUUGUCGUCGGAUGCCAACCUCAGGUCUGGGCAGCUGUAAAGAGGAUCUGUGGUUCAAAAUCCAAUCGAAGUGUGAUGAAUACCACAAAUGGCCCUCAACACUCGAGUUCAUCGCAUGGAUUGCCGUCAAUGGGCGACACAAUAACAAAUAACACUUUUACCAACAAUACAAGCACUAAAGUCCCAAUGGAGACUGUUUGCUGAAUUAAAAAUUGAACGAGAGAGAGAGAGAGGUUUUCACUGCGUGGAUCUGAGAUUUUAACAACAAUUCCUCAUCGUCUUUUAACAAUAAUAAUAAUAAUAUUGAAGUCCAAAAGAGAAGCAGCUAAUUGAUGAUUUCAAAACAGUGAUGCAUGGACAAAUUUCUUCUUUAUUUAUUAAUUGUGUUAAAACAUUCGUUGAUUUUUUUUCACAUCACGCAACGAGAGAGUAUUUAUUUGUCAGUUUUUUUUUCUGUGGAUUUUUUCGCGAGCUAGGAGAAAUUAGUGAGCCAAAGUUUAAUUUAUCUUAGGAAUGAUUAGGAUAAAAGAAAAACAUGAUUAGGAAUGUAAUGAGACAAUAACAAUUAAUCCGUAUUAAUACAAAAUAAAAACUCUGUAUUACGAUUAGGAAUUUAUAGAUAAUGCAAUAAAUUAUGCAAUAAGGUGGAAUUGAUGCGUGAUUGAGCAUCAAAUUCUUUUGAUAAUCUUCUCUGUUUUUUUCUUAUCAAAAAUGGGGAAGUGUUUUUUUUUUAUUUUUGUUUUCGUUUCUGUACAAAAGAAUGAGAGCUGAAGAAAAGUGAAAAGUCAUGGAAUUUUGUGGAUUUUUGUUCCUUUGAAGGAGAAAUUCAAUGCCUCUUGCCUUAAAUAUUUAGGAAAUUUGAGAGAAUAUUUUUGAAAUUUGAGCAUUUUUUAUGCGGAGGAAUUGCGUUUGAAGACUGAUUUUCUCCCCCCACAAAACCAUCAAAUCAUGAUUCAUAAAAAUUAAACAUUUUAUACUUAUAUCACACAUUAAUCAUUCAUUGCAUUCAAUGCAGAAAUAUCACUAAAAAAUAAGGAACUUUUAAACAUUUUCAACAUUAAACUUUUUGAUAAUAAAAGUGAGUCUUGUAAUCCCCCGAAGUAAAUCUUCUUAAAAAAUACUACUCUGUACCCGUUACCUACGUAAGAUUUUAUACUGAUGUACUGCAUUAAGAAGAAAAUCAAUUAAAUUUUUCCUUCUCAAUAAAAUUAAAAGAGAAAAUAAAGAAAAAA